This is a messenger RNA of Anoplophora glabripennis (Asian longhorned beetle), 1503 nucleotides long. RefSeq lists its product as uncharacterized. The record is from RefSeq and is a predicted model, not a curated record. Bases 1 to 1503 code for a protein of 500 amino acids. Lineage: Eukaryota; Metazoa; Arthropoda; Insecta; Coleoptera; Cerambycidae. The transcript has a single exon.
AUGGCUGACAAAAUCGAAAAGUUGGCCUCAUACCUCGACGACAGCCAAAAAAGAAUCACUAAAUCUCAUUGUGAUUCGGAGGAGACUUUCCGCCUUUUGACGAGGAAAGGUGUUUUUCCUUACGAUUAUCUAAAUUCGUGGGAAAAAUUAAAUGACACGACAUUACCGACUAAAGACGAUUUUUAUAGUAAACUGACUGACGAAGCUAUUUCAGACAGCGAGUACGAGCACGCUACAAAUGUCUGGAAUACAUUUAAUAUUCAAAAUUUGGGGGAAUAUUCGGACUUGUACCUGAAAACUGACGUUCUACUUUUGGCUGAUAUUUUCGAAAAUUUUCGUGAAAAUUGUCUAAAAACUUACGGUCUUGAGCCUUUACAUUAUUACACCUCCCCCGGUCUGGCCUUUGAUUCCAUGCUCAAAAUUACUAAACAGACAUUAGAAUUACUGACGGACAUUGACAAAGUUUUGAUGAUCGAGAAGGGGAUCCGAGGUGGCGUAGCCCAAGUGUCGAACCGGUACUCAAAGGCUAACAACAAGUACAUGGGUGAGGCAUACAAUCCGGACGAACCCGAUAAGUACAUCAUGUACUAUGAUGUAAAUAACUUAUACGGCGCGGCGAUGUCUCUUCCCCUUCCAACCGGGGGAUUCGAGUGGGUACCCGUCGAUCAAUUCUACAACUUGAAUAUAACCGAUUUAGCAGAUGAUGCUGAAAUCGGUUAUAUUUUAGAAGUGGACAUUGAGUACCCGCCCGAACUUCAUGAACUCCACAAAGACUUACCCCUGUGCCCGGAACAAAUGGUUCCCCCAGGAGGCAAACAAUCAAAAUUACUGACAACACUUUUUUCGAAAACCGGUUACGUUAUCCAUUACAGACAAUUGAAACGGUGUAUUGAGCGGGGAUUAAAGAUUACUAAAGUACACAAAAUUCUUAAAUUCAACCAAUCGGCUUGGUUACAAAAAUACAUAAAUUUAAAUACGGAUUUACGGAAACAGGCGACUAACGAAUUUGAGAAAAAUUUCUAUAAAUUAAUGAAUAAUUCUGUCUUUGGUAAAACCAUGGAAAAUGUGCGAAAACAUAAAGACGUUAAACUGGUCACACAAUGGGAGGGUCGAUAUGGGGCAAAAAAUUUGAUCGCGAAACCAAAUUUUCACAGUUUAACAAUUUUCGAUGAAGACAUGGUUAUAGUAGAGAUGAACAGACUCAAAAUUAAGUUCAACAAGCCGAUUUAUGUUGGAUUUAGUAUUCUGGACCUUUCCAAAAUUAUACUUUACGAUUUCCAUUACGAUUAUAUUAAACAAAAUUUCGGCAAUGAGGCUAAAUUAUUGUACACGGACACUGACAGUUUAAUAUACGAAUUCACGGACAUUGACAUUUACGAGAGCAUGAAGAGAGACAUCCAGCUGCUUGAUACAUCAGACUACCCCGAAGAUAAUGCGUACGGUAUGCCUCGCAUCAACAAGAAAGUACUAGGUCUUAUGAAAACGAAAGCUGUGGAAGAAUAG